AUGUUUGAAGGCGUUUCCGGAUUCGAAGGCGAGCCCGGUCAACUUGAUCCGCCGCGCAGGUCGGCUGUGGUGGGGUCGAAGGCCCUGCGGCAGAGCAAAGCACGGCCUGGAAGAACCGCCGAAGCGCCCUUUCCCCCUAGCGAACACCUUCCGGCAUGUGCGCUUUCGCGUGCGGCGUAUCCAUCCAACCAGCUCGCGGGCAGCCGAUGCGUGCUCGAUUAUACGCUGUCAUCUCCGACGGGACAUUUUCAAGGCGAGCGUUUCAUGAUCGAUGGCCAGGCAAACGGCGAAUCCGCCAUGAGCUGUGGGCGAGCCAUUGGUUCUGCCCUGUGGUGGCUCAGGGUAGCAUGUGUAUGGCCUAUGGGCAUCGGCCCGCCCGCGGAUACUUGGCUGGCUGAGUCGGAGGGCACAUCGUCAGUGGAGCCAAGACCUUCCCAACCAACGGGCGAUUCAGGGCUGUUCCACUCAGUCUCCACCUGUUUAGAUAUCCUGCCUGCUUCAUAUAUCUUCAACGCACCUAUUAUUAACGCUCCUAGCUCUAUCCUAGCCACCUCGCCGCGGAUAUACGUUAUGGAUUCUAGAAGGUUCUUCGAUCGAAUCGAUCGGCUCCAAUGGCCUCCGAUGCUCAAGCAGGAAUACGAAUACUGCCAAAGUCUAUUUGGCCAACGCAUGGUCCUUCACGAUCGGCGAGUCAACUUCAAGCCGGUCAUCAUGCCCCUCACCGCCAGCUUCUUUUUCCUCUGGGUCUGCGCCGUCAGUUUGCCUGAAAAAGGUCCUGGGCCAGCACUCUUCCGGCUCGCAGUUCUCCCAUUCCUGCUCGCUGGUGCAUUUGACCUAGCUGUAAACAAAACCUACAGCUUGGGCAGUCCUCUCCGGGACGUCAUGUUCCCGUACUGGGGAUGUCUGAUUGCCUUCCGGAUAAUAGACAUGGCACUCGUGAGCUUGUGGGACGAAGACCCGGCACCAAAAUGGAUCAAACCCAGAAGUGUGCCCGAGCUAGCAAAACUUCAUCCCACCAAAUCAACUGCCGGCAAGGGUACCAGCAAGGCCACCUGCGAAAGCCGCUAUCUUUGGAGACCUGUGCCCCACUCGCCGCUCUUCUCUUUCGAUAGAGCAUUAUACGGCUUGGAUGUUAUUAUGUUGAAUAGACCAGGAACUCCUUGGCUAUUUCCCUGGCGCCUACGCUCUCUAGACUGGUCUCUAGUCGCACUUAACGGACAGCGACGCGAACAGCUUAAAUUCGGCAAGCCCGAAUGGCCGUUUCUCUUGGCUCUGGUCCAGCAAGUUUUUCAUUUGAUGGCGCACAACUAUAUCAGAACUAUGGACCUCGACGGCGAGAGACGCGAAACGCGAGAUCUGUGGUCAAUUAAGCUACCAGACCAGAUCCUCGUCACGUUAGCUCUGGGGGCAAUCGUUGCUUUGAGCAGCUCCUUGGAGGAAGCUAUCACCUUCCCACUAUUGUUGAACUCGAAAUUAUUACCCGAGACGGCCUUGCUGGGUAACACCAGACGUGCAAUACUUUCUAAAGGAUUGGCAGAGCUAUGGGGAUAUCGCUGGCAUCACAAUUGGAGAAGGAGCUUUGUACUUGGCUUCCUCCUCUACUUUCUGCGAACCUUGGCCGAGCUCUAA
Puccinia triticina is the source of this 1629-nucleotide messenger RNA. RefSeq lists its product as uncharacterized. NCBI's taxonomy places the organism in Eukaryota, Fungi, Basidiomycota, Pucciniomycetes, Pucciniales, Pucciniaceae. The record is from RefSeq and is a predicted model, not a curated record. The coding region runs from base 1 to 1629 and encodes 542 amino acids. The transcript has 7 exons.